ACGAAACUUAGAACUCGAAGACCCCCCCCGCAGCCGCCUCUCUUUCUCCCCGUCUCUCUCUCUUACACACUGGCGAGAGAGAAAAUGGCAGAAGCCUGUAUUUCAGUAAAUCGGUUGUCAGUGGAUCAGUUCAUCUGUGCUGUGUGUCUGGAUCUCCUUAAGGAUCCUGUAGCUAUUCCUUGUGGUCACAGUUACUGUAAGGUGUGUAUUAAUGGCUGCUGGAAUCAGGAGGACAUGAAGGGCAUCUACAGCUGCCCCCAGUGUAGAGAAACUUUCACUCCGAGGCCUGUUCUACGCAGGAACAACAUGCUGGCUGAAGUGGUGGAGAAACUGAAGAACACUGAACUCCAAGCUGCUUCUCCUGCUCACUGUUACGCUGGACCUGGAGAUGUGGACUGUGAUUCCUGCACUGGGAGAAAACUCAAAGCCGUCAAGUCCUGUCUGGUGUGUCUGGCCUCGUAUUGUGAAGAUCAUCUUAAACUUUACUAUCAGUCUCAGGCUUUUAAGAAGCACAAGUUAGUUGAAGCCUGUGUAGAUCUCCAAGAGAAGAUCUGCUCUCAGCACGACAAACUGAUGGAGAUCUACUGCCGUACUGACCAAAGCUUCAUCUGUUACUUGUGUAUGAUGGAUGAACAUAAAGGCCAUGAUACAGUUUCAACUACUGCAGAAAGAAGUAAAAAACAGAAUGAACUAAAGGAGGAGCAGAUUAAAUCCCAGCAGAAGAUCCAGGAGAAGCAGAAGAAGGUGCAGGAGCUGAAACAGACUGUUGAUACUAUAAAGUUGCAUUCACAGGCAGCAGUAGAUGAUAAUGAGAAGAUCUUUAAUGAGAUGAUCAGCUUCCUGGUGAAAAGGCGCUCGGAGGUGACGGAGCUGAUCAGAGUUCAGGAAAAAGCUGAACUGACUCGAGCUGAACGACUCCUGAAACAUCUGGAGCAGGAGAUCACUAAUCUUCAGAGGAGAGUCAGUGAUCUGGAGCAGCUUUCACACAUACCUGAUCACAUUCACUUCCUCCAGAGUUUCCCGUCUCUCUGUGUUUCUCCUGGAUGUGACGACUCACCCAGCUUCACUGUCAAUCAACAUCUCUCAUUUGAUGGAGUGAGGAAAUCUGUCUCAGAUCUGAAAAAACGAGUCGAGGAAAUCUGUCAGAAGGAAUUCAACAAAAUCCGUCCACAAGCUGCAGCAGUUCAGAUGAUUUUACCCUCAGAACCAAAGAGCAGAGAUUUUCUGCAGUGUAGUAAAUCUAAUUUCUGUUAUCUGACUCUGGAUCGCAACACAGCACAUCCUCAAAUCAUUCUGUCUGAGAAGAACAGAGUCGUGAGACGCAGUAAUACAAAACAGCGAUACUCUGAUCAUCCAGAAAGAUUUGGCUCCUGGUCUCAGGUGUUGUGUAAAGAGAGUGUGUGUGGACGCUGUUACUGGGAGGUGGAGUGGAACAGUGUUGUGUACAUAUCAGUCUCAUAUUGUUAUGCGAGGAAUCUGGAGGCAAAAGCCGAAGUGAAAGCAAAUGACAGUUUAUUUGAGACACAGGGCAAUAACCAAACACACUCGCCGAAAAGGGUGAAUAAUCCGGGGGGUGCAGUGGCGGCGCGGUCCACGGUGCAUGAAACACAACAAGCUAGUAGUCGGUGUAUAGAUCCACGGUACGCUUGGAAGAAGCGCGGUACUGAACAGUCCACGGGAAAGCGUGUGACGGGCAGCAAAACCAUGAACAAUAACUGACAAGGUGUGAGUGGAGGUGAGGGGCUUAUAUGGGUUAGGUGAUGAGUGAUAAACGAGGUCCAGGUGUGUGUGCCUAGUAUGCUGGGGAUGAGCUACGAGCGGGCGUGGCCCGCACAGGAGAAGGAGCAGGUAGCUCCCUGACACAUAUAAAGAGAUCAGCAGGAAAGGACACGGUUAUAAGAGUGGGUUUGGAUUGAACAGUCAGUCUUGGAGUCUGGUGUGUUCUUCUUCCUCUGUCUCUUUCUGGCACAAUAACAUCAAAACUGCACUCCGAGGUCCAGCGUCCUCCAGAAUAGGAGUGUAUGUGGAUCACAGUGCAGAAACUCUGUCCUUCUACAGCGUCUCUGAUACGAUGAGGCUCCUCCACAGAGUCCACACCACAUUCACUCGGCCUCUAUACACUGGAUUCUGGAUGGGUAAUAAGACAGUUAUGAGGUUUUGUGAGAUUUCAUUUCUCCCUGAACUUCAGUAAAUCUGUAGAAUGUAGGAUGUUUCUAGAAUGAACUCUUUCUUCAUUCUUCUACCAUCAGGGAAGCAGUUCCGAAGCAUUCGGGCUGCCACAUCCAGACUGUGCAACAGUUUCUUCCCUCAAACCAUCAGGCUACUCAACAAACAACUGAACUGAACUCACAAACACACACACACACACACACACACACACACACACACACACACACACACUGUCAGGGAUCCACCUGCCACGCCCCCUUUGGUGGCUCUCUAUGCCUCUGCUCUCCCUAGAGCUCCAGGUUUAACCACGCUCACCUGGGGCUCAUCAUCACUCUACCCCGCUUCUAUAAAAGCUCCUCAUUCACUCCCAAUCCCCGUUCGUUAUUGUAUGUGUUGGACUUUUGCUAUCUAUGUUCACGUGUGCAGGUCUCCACACAGAACUCUACUUGUCCGUUCCAUCCGGAAUCCACAAUCCCAUACCGGCUGCGCCUCACCUUCCCGUGCAUCUCGGGUCAGCUAGCGCACCUCGGACUCUCUCAACCAUAGGACUGCCGUGUGCUUGUGUGCAUGUGUGUGUGCGCAUCUGUGAGUGUGCUCGUGUCUCUCUCUCUCCCUCACACUUGCAUUAAAACCCAAGCGAGCUGUACUCCGGCUUCCGCCUUCUGUUUCGCUCGCACCCUGACAGAAUAACGAACCUCCUGAAAAGGAUUGUGUAAAAAAAAUAAAAUAAAAAAAUUUAAGGUAGACAGGAAUAUGAUCGGGUUGCUGCCGUGGUCCCGGCGCAAUCCAAACCUCGGGUGGAGGAUUCGCUGUGCCACGAUGAAGCGACGGCCAAGCUCCGCCUCUGGAAACACCCGGAAGCACGGCCGCGCUCCUGGGUGUUUCCUGGUUUAAACUCUGAAUGGCCUGCGGGAAGAAGCUCCUCCUCAUUCUCUCUGUGUUUGCUUUCAGGGAUCGGAAGCGUUUCCCUGAACGCAACAAAG
Messenger RNA from Silurus meridionalis, 3152 nucleotides. RefSeq names its product E3 ubiquitin/ISG15 ligase TRIM25-like. Gene Ontology annotation, molecular function: zinc ion binding. Bases 85 to 1719 code for a protein of 544 amino acids. The transcript is spliced from 6 exons. NCBI's taxonomy places the organism in Eukaryota, Metazoa, Chordata, Actinopteri, Siluriformes, Siluridae. The record is from RefSeq and is a predicted model, not a curated record.